Molecule: messenger RNA, 1032 nt
Organism: Aspergillus affinis
Lineage: Eukaryota; Fungi; Ascomycota; Eurotiomycetes; Eurotiales; Aspergillaceae
Product: glycoside hydrolase family 43 protein
Exons: 2
Coding region: 1-1032 (343 amino acids)
Biological process (GO): carbohydrate metabolic process
Molecular function (GO): hydrolase activity, hydrolyzing O-glycosyl compounds
Source: RefSeq, a predicted model, not a curated record
AUGCACUCCUCCAUCUUAACAACCCUCCUCCUCUCCUCCCUCCCAAUGGCCCUCUCCACGCAAUCCACCCUCUUCCAAUCCCCCCGCCCCAACGCCAACAACAAAACCCUCACCGGCAACCCCAUCUUCCCCGGCUGGUACGCCGACCCAGAGGCGCGGAUCUUCUCCCAUACCUACUGGAUCUACCCGACCUACUCCGCCACCUACGAAACCCAAACUUUCUUCGAUGCCUUCUCCUCCCCCGACCUCCUCACUUGGACUAAGCACCCGCACAUCCUCAAUCUCACCGAGAUCCCAUGGUCCACGAACCGCGCCGCUUGGGCCCCGUCCGUGACACAGUCCACCGAUGGCGAUUACUUCAUGUAUUUCAGCGCGGGAGAUGGCGCGGGCAUCGGGGUUGCGAAGUCCGUGAGUGGAAGGCCCGAGGGCCCCUUUGAGGAUGUCCUUGGGAAGCCGUUAGUGCCGGGGCCGACGGUGCUGGGAGCGCAGCCGAUUGAUGCGCAGAUUUUCAGAGAUGAAGCGGAUGCGGAUGCGGACGAGGAUGAGGAUGAGGAAGGGGAAGGUCGGGUGUGGUUGUAUUUCGGGGGUUGGAGUCAUGCGGUGGUGGUGGAGUUGGAGCAGGAUAUGGUUACGUUGAAGGGCGAUUAUUUGGAAAUCACUCCGAAGGAUUAUGUCGAGGGAUCGUGGGUGUUGAAGAGGAAGGGGGUUUAUUAUUUUAUGUAUAGCGUGGGCGGAUGGGGCGACAAUUCCUACGGCGUCAGCUACGUGACGGGACCAUCACCCACCGGCCCGUUCUCAUCAACACCGACUAAGAUCCUCCAGGGAAACGACAAAGUGGGCACCAGCACCGGCCAUAACAGCGUGUUCACGCCCGACGGCAAGAACUACUAUAUUGUGUAUCAUCGACGAUAUGUGAAUGACACAGCGCGUGAUCAUCGAGUCACAUGCAUCGAUCGCAUGGAGUUCGAUGAACAGGGGAAUAUUAAGCCGGUGAAGAUUACGACGGAGGGUGUGAAGGGGAGACCGUUGUGA